AGUGAUAUAACCAUAAGCCAAAUGCGUUGAAAAGCCAGAGGCUAGAGCCGAAAAAGAUAACUAAGCACGCGUUUGAGUCUAGCGUUAACAGUACACGAGCAGUUGAUUAUAUUUACAUUAGCAAUGGAUCAAGGGGAAGUUAAAAUGAACCCAGCUUAUCAGGAAGAUGAAUUUAUUGAUAUGAAUGUCCUGGAGAAAGUGCUCUCGGACUAUUCAGGGACAAACCAAAAACCAGUACGUGCAAGUUUUCAAAGAAAGACUUCCACAAAAGUCACGUCUUUAAGUAAGACGGGUGGUAAUCAACAGUUAAGCAAAAAGCUAUCGACUGAUCACCAAGUGCAAGAAGAGAAUGGAAACACCAGACACGACAGCGCAUCGCGGCAGAACUCAAACAUCCACAAGCCACUAGCAAAGGAACUAGAGCGGAAUGAAGUGCAAUCAAACGAGAGGAGAGCGCGAUCUUGGAGUGAGCAGAUUUAUGAGAAAACGGACCCGGAAGCCAGGUCGCGCCAUACGCAAAAACGAGGAGAGGUAGAGCAAUACCGAGCCAACAUGAAGUGUUUUCUAAUAGCAGCUUGUAUUCUGAUCUUUUUAGUGAUAGGGAUACUGGUGGCCGUUGUUGUGCUUAUAAUGUUGUAAAAACCAUAAGUUUUAGUUGCAGCAGUGUGGCAGCCUUUUCUAGAGGGGACACAGCCACCCCGUCAUUUCCUAAAACAUUUAAGACUAUUUUCUUAUAUUCGCUCAUGUAAACUCUGUAAUAAACAUUCUACACUCGCUGCCACCCCCUCAUUUCCUAAAACAUUUAAGACUAUUUUCUUAUAUUCGCUCAGGUAAACUCUGUUAUAAGCAUUCUACACUCGCUGCCAACCCCUCAUUUCCUAAAACAUUUAAGACUAUUUUCUUAUAUUCGCUCAUGUAAACUCUGUAAUAAACAUUCUACACUCGCUGCCACCCACUCAUUUCCUAAAACAUUUAAGACUGUAUUCUUAUAUUCGCUCAUGUAAACUCUGUAAUAAACAUUCUACACUCGCUGUGAGCCUGGGCUACCUGAGAUUGAUUGUAACUGAAUACUGGAUUAUGAGAGCGCAGAUUCAGACGUAGUAGAGUUAUAGGCAUGGGAAGGCGCCUCAGCCGCCAUACAACUAGACUAUGUCUGACCACGGAUAACAGCUUUGGUCGAAAUUGUUGGUUUUCUGGAGGGAGGAAAACCGGAGAAUCCGGAGAAAAACCCUCUGAGCAAAGGCGAGACCAACUAACUCAACUCAGGUUGGAACCGGCUAUAUAAACCCAGAACUCAGUGAUGGGAGGCACAGCUCUGUGCCAACUGCGCCAGCUAGGUUCCACACCUAGGCUAUACCUCCUCUCUGUUCUCCAAGAUAGCUUAUACAAUAGCUCCACGAUGUCAGCAAUACUUGACAGUAAAAAAGCACGAAGAGGUGCUUUUGUGGAUAUUUAUGAUAUGGCCUAAUCGCCUUUAAAACUUUGUUUUGUGAGUUCAGGUUUCCUGUGUUACUUAGGCACAGGGACCCCAGAAUCCAAAACUAUGAACCGGAAAUUUGUGAGAAGUCCCGAAAGAACAGGCUAGAAAGCAACGUUUGCACUCAUACACUCAAGAAUAAAGUAUUUAAUUUUUGAGGCUGUAUUCUUCUUUUACAUGGCUUCCUUUUCCCAAAGUUAUUUAUCUCACGAGGUCUAUCUAGAACCCCUACCCCCCUGCGGCGAUUUUGUGAUAUUUUGACAUCUUGAUAUUCUACAGGAACUGGAGAAGAAACGCGAUGCUCUUGUGUGGAUGAAGAGAGCCACUUCUCCGAUUUUAAGAGUAACUUAUUUGCGGGCAGGGAUCACAGUAUUUUAUAAAGUUGAUUCGCAACUCAACAUGUCAACAGUUACAGGAAACCCAGAUGCGAACGUUGAAAAGAGAGACAAAAAUUCCCGUCUCAAAAUGUCAACAACAAUGGCGAAAAACACGGAGAUGAGCUUGGUCCCCCCGGAAAAAUGGACCCCGAAACAGGCGCGAUUGAGUUUUAGAACAGACCCAAGCAUCACUGACAAAUUAUCUACCGCCUCAGGCUUGUGUCGGGGUUUUUUGCAAGCCAACGUUGCAAUAAUUCCCUCGUCUUUAGCGAAGGACUUCAUGGAGUUUUGUCGGAAGAACCCAGCACCUUGUCCACUGUUGUAUUGUAGUGACGUCGGCGAGGUUAGCGCUGGCUUCUUGGCCGAUCCAAAUUCAGAUAUAAGAACUGACCUCUUAAAGUACAUAGUGAAUAAUAGAGAGGAUGGGAAGGAAACUUCUACCAUUUUGACAAACCUGCUUGAUUAUUCAUGGGAGGAUAUGGUCACAUUCUACAUAGGGUGCAGCUUCUCAUUUGAGGAUGCCAUGAUAGCUUCUGGAAUCCCCAUUAAAAACAUCCAGGAAAAGAAAAAUGUCAGUAUGUUCCAAACCAACAUCUCAUGCAUACCAGCAGGCAAGUUUUCCUGCCCCAAAAUGGUGGUUUCCAUGCGACCGAUCAAGAAACAUUUGGUGGAAAGAGCAGUAAUUGUAACAGCAGCUUUCGAAGCUGUUCAUGGUGCUCCAAUACAUAUUGGCGAUCCUGCAAUGAUUGGAAUAGAAACGUCCCUAAAACCUGAACACGGGGAUGUAGUAGCUGUUGAUGAUGAUGAAGUUCCACUGUUUUGGGCUUGUGGAGUGACCUCUUCUUGUGCUAUCAAAACUGCAGAGCCAGCAAUUUGCUUCUCACACACGCCUGGGUGCAUGUUCAUAAGUGAUGUCAUGACUGAAGACUACUUCAAGUCACACAAACCUUCGUUUGGUGAUGACCAGCCAAAAGUGGUCACACUACAGGAGAAACCCUACUUUGCCUCAAUCAUCGGAACAAGUACCCUCCAGAAAAUUAACAGACUUGAAGAAGCCAUACAAGAUGACCCUGGAAUGAGAGGAAUCAAGCAUCUUCACAUACCCCAAGAACUUGUUAAGGCUGCUCUAAGGAUAUCACAUUCUUCUAGAAUAGCUAUAGCUUCUGGUUUUCCUGUAAAUUCUUCUCGUAAUCCCCCUGACGAGACUGAUGGCUUGCCAAGUGUCAUAACAAUGGCAAGAGCUUUCCAGGCUGUGGGAAAAAGUGUAACACUAGUCGCUUGCAAGUACCAUUUCGACAUUUUGACAAGUGUUGUGGAGUUUUGUUGUGUAAGGGGAAUCCUUGGAAAUGGUGUUAUUGUUGAAAAGUUUGAUGUCACAGGAAUAGUAUCCAAGGAAAUUGCAGCAAAGGAGUUUCUCUAUGAGAGUGACAGCAGGCCAAGGUUUGACAUUCUUGUUGCAGUUGAGGCAGCAUGUCGAUCUGCAGAUGGCAGUUAUAGAUCCAUGAAAGGCAAAGAUUUGUCAUCGCUGUGCAAUCUCAGCCCUGUGGAUGAACUGUUUCUACAAGCUUAUCAGACUGGGGACAUAGCAACCAUCGGUAUUGGUGAUGGCGGCAAUGAGAUUGGUAUGGGUAAUGUGCAUACACAAGUCACCCAACACAUCAAGAACGGCCCCAGCAUUGCCGCAACUGUACAAACCGACAACAUCAUCUCUGCAGGAGUCUCCAACUGGGGGGGCUGGGCACUAGCCAUGGCUGUCUACCUGCUUAAUGAGUGCUCUAACCACUCUAGGUACCAAAGGCAUGGACUUGGUUUCCGCCUGCCUGUUGCCAUGGAGACAGCACUUACAGAUGUUGACAAGGAAAGACAAAUCCUAGAGUUCUUGGUGAAAGCUGGAGUGUGUGAUGGUGUGACAGGUAAAGCGGAAAUGUCGGUGGAUGGUCUGCAAUUUGACCCAGUGCACACCAACAAGCUGAAAGAACUUUUGGCUAUCACUAAAUAGGAAGGCAUCAAAAGCUGAAAAACAGACUUUACAGUAGGCCACCUCUGUUUACAAAGCUAGGAAUACAUAACUAAGUUCCUGAAUUUCUGAGCAACCUGUGGUUGGUUAAAGGAAACCUUACGAUUUUGUUGGUAAGAUAUUUCCAUUUCUAAUACACAUGUUCUUAUAUGUCACAAAGCUUUGAAAGGAGAUUAGAAGGUUUAGGGGAAAACAUAUCUUUAUAAUAUAAUUUAAUAUUAUAAAUUAAUUUCUAAAUUGAUGUGUAAAUACUAGACACUGCAACAAGUUUGAUAAAAAAAUAACAAUGUUAUUUUUGGGGUAUUAAUAUACAAAUAUAUAUAAAUACACUCUUUUUAUGAGGACCUCUAACUUUCAGUUACGCCUGAUCCUCAUUUUAAUGCUAAAAUUGUCCUAGAGGACGCUAACAUUUUGACAUUCGAUGAAGUAUCAGAGAAUGAACCACAAGGUUAUUAUAAACAUAAAUUCUGCAUUUUACAGCGCAACCGGUAAAGCCAUGAACACCUAAAAUAUUAGUGAAAUGGUUAUUUUCCUCUGAAGAAUCAGACACGAAACUUCAGACUUGUUGAAACCCGUGUCUAGUUGACUGUUUGAAUAUCUUGCCAUUGAUUGGUCGGAAUAAUCAUUCCAUACAUAUUUCCGGUGUUUGUGGUUUUACCAACCAAACAUAUUUUGCUACUAUCUAAGCCCUGUUUGCUAAGAAGUAUUCUAAGCAUGUUCUUAGAAUUUGGUAAAGUACCAGUCUUGGGGUUCUUGUAAAAAGUUCCCUAUAAAGAGCGUAUCCUCUUUAGUAGAUUUAUAGUAGAUCUAUUUCGUAUCGCUAUUUUCAAUUAGUUGUCUAAAAUGCUCCUGCGAGAAAAAAAAACAGUUUACAAUUAUA
Nematostella vectensis (starlet sea anemone) is the source of this 4751-nucleotide messenger RNA. RefSeq names its product D-glutamate cyclase, mitochondrial. The record is from RefSeq and is a predicted model, not a curated record. Lineage: Eukaryota; Metazoa; Cnidaria; Anthozoa; Actiniaria; Edwardsiidae. Gene Ontology annotation, molecular function: D-glutamate cyclase activity. The transcript has 5 exons. Bases 1790 to 3853 code for a protein of 687 amino acids. Gene Ontology annotation, biological process: glutamate metabolic process.